AUGUCGAAAAGUAAGGUGGCGAGUGGCCAGAGGCGGCGCGUGGGCGCAGGCAUCAACGCGCUGGCGCCGCUGGACGAGACGGCGGGCGCCGCCGGCGGCGACCACGACCACGACCACCACCACCACCACACGCACGUCUCCAGGCUCGACGUCGUCUGCGACGCCACCUCCAUGACCGUCACGCUCGACUUCGACGGUCCCUUCAACGGCGUCGUCUACAGCAAGGGCCACUUCAGCGACUCACGCUGCAGAUACGUGAAAGCUGGGAGCAACAAAUCUUCCUUCAAGUUCAACAUUCCAGUCAAAGGCUGUGGAACGGUUCCUUCAGGAGGAUUCGGCAAAACAGUCGACAAUAUCAUCGUCAUCCAGACAGAAGAUGACGUACAGGAGGCGUGGGACAUCGCUCGCAAGGUGUCGUGCGCCACGGCCAGCCUGCAGGAGAAGACGGUGCUCUUCCGGCCGUUCGUCGUCGACAUGCUCGAGGUGGUCUCCGUGCCGGUGACUACGGGCACCGUCGACUGCUGGAUGGACAUCCGCCGCGGCUACUUCCCCAACACGUCUCCGCUCGGGGAGAUCAUCAAGAUUGGGGAGCCGCUGACGGUGCUGGUGUACAUCAAGGACAGCGAGCGACGCUACGACGUGCGCGUGCGCGACUGCUGGGCCUACGACAGCGAGGACUACGAGGCGGCCGACACGCAGAAGCUGCAGCUCACCGGCCCCGACGGCUGCCCAAAGAAACGAAAGCUGAUCGGCUACUGGCAGACAACAACAGAUGUCGGAAAGACGGAUGCGAGUAUAAUUGCUUACAACAACAUUUCGGCUUUCAAGUUUCCUGACAGAAUGCAAGUCUACCUAACUUGUAACAUAGAGAUAUGCUCCGGACAAUGCACUGGGAAGUGUCAAGAAACCCAGAUAACAACAGUACAAACAGAGUUACCACCAAAUUGCUACCCUGGUGCCACUGAUCCUCGAUGCCCCAUCCCAACUACCCAGCAAAUUCCGACACCAUCACGAUGUUAUCCAGGUUCACUAGACCCUAGAUGCCCUCAAACACCUACAACCACAACUCAAAGACCUCAAUGCUACCCAGGAUCUACAGACCCCAGAUGUCCACAAUACACUACUACGACUCCUACCCCCUACCCAAGAUGUUUCCCAGGCUCAACUGAUCCAAGAUGUCCAAGAACAACUACUCAGCCACCUACAAGACAACCAUCUUGUUACCCAGGAUCGCCAGAUCCCCGAUGCCCUGCAACAACCACCCCACCAGCUAGAUGUUACCCGGGAUCUACAGAUCCCAGAUGUCCAAGGCCUACUACUACAACUUCAACACAACCCCCUCCACGCUGCUAUCCUGGAUCUCUUGAUCCCAGGUGCCCACAAACAACUACAUUUGCACCACCAACUACCACUCGCAAACCAGUUUGCUAUCCGGGAUCAACUGAUCCAAGAUGUCCGAGAACAACCACUACUUACCGACCAACUACUACUACUGAAAGGCCACUUGUUUGCUAUCCUGGUUCUACAGAUCCCCGAUGCCCCAAACCUCCAACCACUCCUAGGUGCUAUCCAGGCUCUACAGACCCACGCUGCCCACCACCACAAACAACACCAGCAAUUCCUGUCUGUUAUCCAGGGUCAACAGAUCCACGCUGUCCUCAGACAACCUUGAUACCCAGAACAAGUACUCCAGGUAGCACAUACCUCCCACCUACCACGACUGAGAGGCCGCUGGUCUGCUAUCCAGGCUCAACUGACCCAAGAUGUCCAAGACCAACCACUCAACCGCCUACUAGGCAACCAUCUUGCUACCCAGGAUCACUAGAUCCUAGGUGCCCAACAACAACGACACCACCAGCACGGUGUUACCCAGGCUCUACAGAUCCGAGAUGCCCUAGACCCACCACUACAACUUCAACACAACCCCCUCCACGCUGCUAUCCUGGAUCUCUUGACCCCAGGUGCCCAAAAACCACUGCAUUUGUACCAUCCACAACAACUGCUAGACCUCCCUGCUAUCCAGGCUCAACUGAUCCAAGGUGCCCCAAACCGACCACCACAUAUCGACCACCUACUACUACAGAACGCCCACUUGUUUGUUAUCCUGGUUCUACUGAUCCCCGUUGUCCAAAAACUCCUACAACACCAAGAUGUUUUCCUGGCUCAACAGAUCCCCGCUGCCCACAACCUACUACAAGGCCAACUACUCCAGGUAGCACUUACCUACCACCAGUUACCACAACCGUACGACAACCUACCUGUUACCCAGGUUCUCUAGAUCCCCGUUGUCCAAGACCAACUACAACCUCAACUCCACCCCCACGAUGCUACCCAGGAUCUACAGAUCCCAGAUGUCCUAAAACAACUACCACCACCCCUGCACCAAGAUGUUUCCCAGGAUCUACGGACCCAAGAUGUCCUAAACCAAUCACUACCACGACCACAACAACUCCAUUACGCUGUUAUCCCGGCUCUCUAGAUCCUCGCUGUCCACAGACUACAACAUAUGCACCACCUACCACUACUCCAAGACUUGUUUGUUAUCCUGGUUCAACUGACCCUAGGUGUCCCAGACCUACCACUACAUACCGACCACCUACUACAACAGAGCGCCCACUUGUUUGUUAUCCUGGUUCAACUGAUCCUCGUUGUCCAAAACCUCCCACAACACCAAGGUGCUUCCCAGGUUCGACUGAUCCAAGAUGUCCACCACCGUAUACAACACCAAGCACACCGGUGUGUUACCCAGGAUCGCCAGAUCCACGCUGUCCACAAACGACCACCAGACCUAGAACAAGUACUCCAGGUAGCACAUACCUCCCACCACCUACAACUAUUAAGCCUCCAAUCUGCUACCCAGGCUCAACUGAUCCAAGAUGUCCAAGAACAACUACUCAGCCACCUACAAGACAACCAUCUUGUUACCCAGGAUCACCAGAUCCCCGAUGCCCUGCAACAACCACCCCACCAGCUAGAUGUUACCCAGGAUCUACAGAUCCCAGAUGUCCAAGGCCUACUACUACAACUUCAACACAACCCCCUCCACGCUGCUAUCCUGGAUCUCUUGAUCCCAGGUGCCCACAAACAACUACAUUUGCACCACCUACCACCACUCGCAAACCAGCUUGCUAUCCGGGAUCAACUGAUCCAAGGUGCCCAAGAACAACCACUACUUAUCGACCAACUACUACUACUGAAAGGCCACUUGUUUGUUAUCCAGGUUCUACAGAUCCCCGAUGUCCCAAACCUCCAACCACUCCUAGGUGCUAUCCAGGCUCUACAGACCCACGCUGCCCACCUAGCACAUACCUCCCACCACCCACAACUAUUAAGCCUCCAGUAUGCUACCCAGGCUCAACUGACCCAAGAUGUCCAAGACCAACCACUCAACCGACCACUAGGCAACCAUCUUGCUACCCGGGUUCACUAGAUCCUCGAUGCCCAACAACAACGACACCACCAGCACGGUGUUACCCAGGCUCUACAGAUCCGAGAUGCCCUAGACCCAUCACUACAACUUCAACACAACCCCCUCCACGCUGCUAUCCUGGAUCUCUUGACCCCAGGUGCCCAAAAACCACUGCAUUUGUACCAUCCACAACAACUGCUAGACCCCCCUGCUAUCCAGGCUCAACUGAUCCAAGGUGCCCCAAACCAACCACCACAUAUCGACCACCUACUACUACAGAACGCCCACUUGUUUGUUAUCCUGGCUCAACAGAUCCUCGCUGUCCACAACCUACCACAAGGCCAACUACCCCAGGUAGCACUUACCUACCACCAAUUACGACAACUGUGCGACAACCUACCUGUUACCCAGGUUCUCUAGAUCCCCGUUGCCCAAGACCAACUACAACCACAACUCCACCCCCACGAUGCUACCCAGGAUCUACAGAUCCCAGAUGUCCUAAAACAACUACCACCACCCCUGCACCAAGAUGUUUCCCAGGAUCUACGGACCCAAGAUGUCCUAAACCAAUCACUACCACGACCACAACAACUCCAUUACGCUGUUACCCAGGCUCUCUAGAUCCUCGGUGUCCACAGACUACAACAUAUGCACCACCUACCACUACUCCAAGACUUGUUUGUUAUCCUGGUUCAACUGACCCUAGGUGUCCCAGACCUACCACUACAUACCGACCACCUACUACAACAGAGCGCCCACUUGUAUGUUAUCCUGGUUCAACUGAUCCUCGUUGUCCAAAACCUCCCACAACACCAAGGUGCUUCCCAGGUUCGACUGAUCCAAGAUGUCCACCACCAUAUACAACACCAAGCACACCUGUGUGUUACCCAGGAUCGCCAGAUCCACGUUGUCCACAAACGACCACGAGACCUAGAACAAGUACUCCAGGAAGCACAUAUCUCCCACCACCUACAACUAUUAAGCCUCCUGUCUGCUACCCAGGCUCAACUGAUCCAAGAUGUCCAAGAACAACUACUCAGCCACCUACAAGACAACCAUCUUGUUACCCUGGAUCACCAGAUCCCAGAUGCCCAGCAACAACCACCCCACCAGCUAGAUGUUACCCAGGAUCUACAGAUCCCAGAUGUCCAAGGCCUACUACUACAACUUCAACACAACUCCCUCCACGCUGCUAUCCUGGAUCUCUUGAUCCCAGGUGCCCACAAACAACCACAUUUGCACCACCUACCACCACUCGCAAACCAGUUUGCUAUCCAGGAUCGACUGAUCCAAGGUGCCCAAAGACGACGACUACUUACCGACCAACUACUACUACUACGGAAAGGCCACUUGUUUGCUAUCCGGGUUCUACAGAUCCCCGAUGUCCCAAACCUCCAACCACUCCUAGGUGCUAUCCAGGCUCUACAGACCCACGCUGCCCACCACCACAAACAACACCAGCAACUCCUGUCUGUUAUCCAGGCUCAACAGAUCCACGCUGUCCUCAGACAACUUUGAUACCCAGAACAAGUACUCCAGGUAGCACAUACCUCCCACCACCAACAACUCUUAAGCCUCCAGUUUGCUACCCAGGCUCAACUGAUCCAAGAUGUCCAAGAACAACUACUCAGCCACCUACGAGACAACCAUCAUGCUACCCAGGAUCACCAGAUCCCAGAUGCCCAGCAACAACCACCCCACCAGCUAGAUGUUACCCGGGAUCUACAGAUCCCAGAUGUCCAAGGCCUACUACUACAACUUCAACACAACCCCCUCCACGUUGCUAUCCUGGAUCUCUUGACCCCAGGUGCCCAAAAACCACUGCAUUUGUACCAUCCACAACAACUGCUAGACCUUCCUGCUAUCCAGGCUCAACUGAUCCAAGGUGCCCCAAACCGACCACCACAUAUCGACCACCUACUACUACAGAACGCCCACUUGUUUGUUAUCCUGGUUCUACAGAUCCCCGUUGUCCAAAACCUCCUACAACACAAAGAUGUUUUCCUGGCUCAACAGAUCCCCGCUGCCCACAACCUACCAUAAGGCCAACUACCCCAGGUAGCACUUAUCUACCACCAGUUACCACAACUGUACGACAACCUACCUGUUACCCAGGUUCUCUAGAUCCCCGUUGUCCAAGACCAACUACAACCACAACUCCACCCCCACGAUGCUACCCAGGAUCUACAGAUCCCAGAUGUCCUAAAACAACUACCACCACCCCUGCACCAAGAUGUUUCCCAGGAUCUACGGACCCAAGAUGUCCUAAACCAAUCACUACCACGACCACAACUCCAUUACGCUGUUAUCCCGGCUCUCUAGAUCCUCGCUGUCCACAGACUACAACAUAUGCACCACCUACCACUACUUCAAGACUUGUUUGUUAUCCUGGUUCAACUGACCCUAGGUGUCCCAGACUUACCACUACAUACCGACCACCUACUACAACAGAGCGCCCACUUGUUUGUUAUCCUGGUUCAACUGAUCCUCGUUGUCCAAAACCUCCCACGACACCAAGGUGCUUCCCAGGUUCGACUGAUCCAAGAUGUCCACCACCGUAUACAACACCAAGCACACCGGUCUGUUACCCAGGAUCGCCAGAUCCACGCUGUCCACAAACGACCACCAGACCUAGAACAAGUACUCCAGGUAGCACUUACCUUCCACCACCUACAACUAUUAAGCCUCCAGUCUGCUACCCAGGCUCAACUGAUCCAAGAUGUCCAAGAACAACUACUCAGCCACCUACAAGACAACCAUCUUGUUACCCUGGUUCACCAGAUUCCAGAUGCCCAGCAACAACCACCCCACCAGCUAGAUGUUACCCAGGAUCUACAGAUCCCAGAUGUCCAAGGCCUACUACUACAACUUCAACACAACCCCCUCCACGCUGCUAUCCUGGAUCUCUUGAUCCCAGGUGCCCACAAACAACUACAUUUGCACCACCAACCACCACUCCCAAACUAGUUUGCUAUCCAGGAUCGGCUGAUCCAAGGUGUCCAAGAACAACCACUACUUACCGACCAACUACUACUACUGAAAAGCCACUUGUUUGUUAUCCUGGUUCUACUGAUCCCCGUUGUCCAAAACCUCCUACAACACCAAGAUGUUUUCCUGGCUCAACAGAUCCCCGCUGUCCACAACCUACCACAAGGCCAACUACUCCAGGUAGCACUUACCUACCACCAGUUACCACAACUGUACGACAACCCAUCUGUUAUCCAGGUUCUCUAGAUCCCCGUUGUCCAAGACCAACUACAACCACAACUCCACCCCCACGAUGCUACCCAGGAUCUACAGAUCCCAGAUGUCCUAAAACAACUACCACCACCCCUGCACCAAGAUGUUUCCCAGGAUCUACAGAUCCAAGAUGUCCUAAACCAAUCACUACCACAACCACAACAACUCCAUUACGCUGUUUCCCUGGAUCUUUAGAUCCUCGCUGUCCACAGACUACAACAUAUGCACCACCUACCACUACUCCAAGACUUGUUUGUUAUCCUGGUUCAACUGACCCUAGGUGUCCCAGACCUACCACCACAUACCGACCACCUACUACAACAGAGCGCCCACUUGUUUGUUAUCCUGGUUCAACUGAUCCUCGUUGUCCAAAACCUCCCACAACACCAAGGUGCUUCCCAGGUUCGACUGAUCCAAGGUGUCCACCACCGUAUACAACACCAAGCACGCCUGUGUGUUAUCCAGGAUCGCCAGAUCCACGUUGUCCACAAACGACCACGAGACCUAGAACAAGUACUCCAGGAAGCACUUACCUUCCACCACCUACAACUAUUAAGCCUCCAGUCUGCUACCCAGGCUCAACUGAUCCCAGAUGUCCAAGAACAACUACUCAGCCACCUACAAGACAGCCAUCAUGUUACCCAGGUUCACUGGAUCCUCGAUGCCCUAGGCCAACAACAACCACAACAAGAACCACUAGUCUUCAGUGCUACCCUGGCUCCUCUGAUCCUAGGUGUCCACAAACUUCUACUCCUUACCCCAUCCCCACAACAACUGUUAGACUUGUAUGUUAUCCUGGAUCCUCCGACCCAAGAUGUCCUAGGCCUACAACUACUACAUUUCCACCACCUCAAUGCUAUCCUGGCUCUCCAGAUCCACGAUGCCCACAAACCACUACCGAACGUGCUCCAAUAUGUUAUCCAGGUUCACCUGAUCCGCGGUGUCCUAAAAUACCGUUAAUACCUACAACUAUAGCACCACCUACAUUUACAACACCAUUCUACUGUCCAUGUCUUACAGAACAUCCUCCAGAAUGUUUUCCAGGUAGUCUUGAUCCAAGGUGUCCAACGACAACUAAGAAACCUAUUUUACCUCCAAUAUGUUUUCCGGGUUCAAAUGAUCCUAGAUGCCAAACUUCACCCCCGUACACAACCUCAUCACCACUAUGCUUCCCUGGGUCCCCAGAUCCAAGAUGCUCAACAGUACCUCGGACAUCAACUCCUGGUCCAAGUUAUUUACCACCUGUUGUCUCAACCACAGUUGGAGUAAAGCCAGAGGUACCAUCUGGCUGCUAUCCAGGGUCCCCAGACAAGAACUGUGCAGCUGACAGCACAAUAAAUAUUGAAACAGAUGUGAAACCCCCUAAAUGUUUCCCUGGAACAGAUGAUGCAGACUGUUUUGAUGGAGAAGAUGGUUCUGCUAUAUUUCCUAUAAUAAGGACAACAACAAGGCAAUCUGUACCAGUAGUUUCCAAGGAUGACUUUCAUGGAAAGGAUCAAGAUCCUAGAUACCAUGCAUUCCAUUCAUGGCUGUUUGAACCUCAAAAAAUUGGUCGCAGGCGUAAAAUUUUUCAUCGCAGCAUUGAUGAAGAAAACAUUUCUCAAACACAUCACGUGACCAAACGGGAAGUUGAGCAGCAAGUUGUUGCCAUAACAAUCGGAGUACGUGGGCUUAUGGUUGGCACUGAAAAUGAUCUUCGGUCACAUUCACUAGUUAAACGAGAUCUUCAAUAUGAUGUCCAUCCUCAACAAGUUCAAGGAGAGCUCACAAAUACAUCAGUUACAAUUGUAGCUACAGUUGCAGUAAUAAUUAGUGCAGUUGCAGCUGUUUCAUACAUUUUUUUAAGAAUUCAUAAAAAUCGCAACAAACAGCGAUCAGAAAGGGUUAUAACAACUAUGCCGGAACUGAAAUAGCGAUUCAAAUCAACAAAUCUGUCUUUUCUAAGAGUUUCUACAAAGAAACACUCAAAAGUGCAUCUUUUACUUUAACAAUUUGUGGUAUAAGUUAUGUGUAAUAUUUAUUCUCCAUUAUAUGGAGCUUGUAGCCUGACUUACACCACAAAUCCAGUACCUACAUGUCUUCAAGAGAAAACUGGUUUUGUGCAAACACACAAUAAAUUUUUAUAUAAAUUGUUCCUAAAUUAAAGCACAGGCAGUGUGUAUUUUAUACAUUAUAGAAAAACAAAAAUAAUAUUUUUAUGUGUGGACACAUUCAUAUGAGAUAAAAGGUGAUUAUUGCAGAAGUUUGAUUGUGAAAUUGUCAUCAAAUUGCUUCACUCUCAGGGAGUUUUCACAGAACAAUAAAAAUUUGUGCUCUUAGAUAAUAGCAGAUAAUAUCUUCCAUUGCAUAUUGAGUUACUGAUACACUCAAUAUUCAAAUUAUGAUAAAAGUAAUGCUUUUUAUCCUACUUUUGCUCUACUAAAUUGAAGUUUUUUAAUCUGGCUGAGACAGUUCUUCAGCAUUAAAUAUGAAAGCUUUAAAAAGAAUUGAAAGCAAAAAGCACAAAUUAAUGUCUCUAAAAUUUAUAGCAAGACUUUUGUCCUGAGCACAAAUUAAUAUGGCAAACAAAAACUUCUCUAAACAACAGACGUAAGACUGAACCUCUAUGACAGAUUAAAUCUGUGCACCCAGGUACAUUGGCUUCUGCUAAAUGUUCACUGGCUACUGCUAACCCAGUGCCUCAGUUCUCUUCCUGAAAACUCUGAGCACAUAUGCAUAAAAUCAAGUUAUAAUCUCAAUUUGCUGAGGUGCUUCAGUCUCUCAUGAAGGUUCACUCAAGUGCACACUUUGUGACAUAAUGGAAUAUUCAUUCAGAAACUCUGACAUAAACAUUUGUUUCUCCAAAAUAUUGUAUACCUUAAGAAAACUGUAUACCUGUGCCAUAACUUAGCCAAUUUUCAAAUACAGAAUUACAGUAUCUAAGUGAAAAUCCAGUUUUAUAUUGCAACACAUAUAAAAAUUUCAUCAAAUACUUAAAUAAAAUUGGUGACUCUGCUGUAAUGUACUCAUUUCUCCAGUUAUACAAAAGUACCUUCGUUUACUAAGUAUUGUGUAAUACUUCUAUUUUGCUACAGUUCAAACAACCAAACCUCAAAAGUAUUGCUGAAACAACUUAAACUCUACAUUACCAUAUUUUCUUACCAUAAGGAAGGCAUGUUGAGUUGCAGACAGGCAAAAUUAACAGACACUUACACAAAGCUUUUGGCCACAGCCUUCAUCAGCAAAAGAGAAACACAGAUCAUUCAUACCCAUAAGCAAACACACCUCACACCAACUCUCGCAGCUCGGACCAGAAUGCCUUUAGGUGAUGAAAGCUGUGGCUGAAAGCUUUGAGUAACUGUCCUUUAAUUGUGCCUGCCUGCAACUUAAUGUGUCUUCUUUAGAGUAAGUAGCAAUCUAUCUUUACCUGAAUUGCUGAUACCACUACCUGGAGUUUCCAUUGUUUGAUUUUACCAUAGUUUCUUGUUUGCGGUAAACUUAGUGGAAAUAAAAAUCCAACAAAGUGAUAUUUUAAAAUAAGUAAAGCUGCUGGUGACUCAAAAACUUAGUGCUCAUUCUCUUCUUUCUGUGGGAUAAAUUCUAGAUGUUCUC
Molecule: messenger RNA, 10240 nt
Organism: Schistocerca cancellata (South American locust)
Lineage: Eukaryota; Metazoa; Arthropoda; Insecta; Orthoptera; Acrididae
Product: mucin-2-like
Exons: 9
Coding region: 1-8562 (2853 amino acids)
Source: RefSeq, a predicted model, not a curated record